GCCGGCCCGCGGAGGGAGGGGCUGGGGGCGACGCCCCCUCCCCCAUCGCGGCUUCAGUUUCCGGGGGGGUUGACACCCCGGAUUCCAGGCUCCCCCCCGCAGCCAAGCUGAGGGCAACAUUGGAGCCCCCCACCGCUCCGCGAUCCAGGUUCUGCACCGCGGUCUCCCCGCACCGCCGGCGGCCACGCCCCUGACCGGCCACGCCCGCGUCCUGCCCGAGGCUGGCGCCGGGUUCACCGAGCUCCGGAGCUCACGAGAACUUCGCCGGAAGGGGAGGUGGGAAGAGUGUGCGGCAGGCUUGGAGGAGAUGGCGCCUGCACACCUUCCAACCUUCCUCUUUCCCGGGACUCUUCAAACCACUGCGCUGCCAGCUGGCUCGAAGACAUGGCGGGCUGCCGCUUCUCUGUGGUUCUAUGCGGCACUCAUCUGCCUGGCGACCGACGCCUUCGAAACGGAUUUUGUGACGUCAUCCCUCAGGCCGGCCAAUAGCAAGCGCUCCCGCGAAGAGGCGGUCCGCCCUCUUCGACUGUGCUUCUUCACGCGCGUGAGCGAGCGAGCGCGCGCGGAGGGGGCGGGGGAAAUCUCGAGAAGGGUGGCGCGCAUGAGCGGCGAGGCUCCGCCCCCCCGUCUAUAUAUAAAGGGCUGGCGCGGGGCUCGGCGGCGCCAUUUCGCGCUGGAGUGGAGCAGCCUCUAGAAGGAGCUGGAGGAUUCUGCCUACCGACCCCAGAGCCUUGAGUCUGCGGGGGCCGCCAUUACAAUCCACGUCCAUCCGCUUGGAAAUGGCCUUCGUCUUGGCCCAUGACCGGUCCCGGCGGACAGUGCAGACCCUAUAGAAGCCCCCGAAGCGUCCCUUUUUCGGGCCCCGCCCAAUUUCGGAGUCUGUCCACCCCCUCUACUCCGCCCUCAAGAGGAUUUCAAAGAUGGAGGAGGCGGCUCCCUGAGCCACUUUUCGCGUUCAUCCGCCUCCAUCCGAGGUGGAACCGGGACUUUACACGCCCCGGCGGUCCCGACUGGAAGAGAGGAUCCCAGCCGAGUGGCCGCGGGCGGUAUUGACGGCGGUGUCUGGCGUCGGGGACUGUCUGGAUUCGGAGACUACGUCCUGCUCGCUGGCUCGACGGAGGCCGCCGCCAUUUUCUUGCCGUCCGCCGCCCGCAGAGCGCGCCAAGCUGCCGGGAGUCGUGCGAGGCGCGGCGGCGGAGACUCGUCUGGAGGCCCCAGGGCAGCGGCCUCCCCCCACUUCCCGGGGUAUGCUGGACCGGGCGGUGAGGGGAACCGAGGCCACCCGGACUUGACGCGGCUGAGAACGGCGCCGGCUCCCCGGGGUCAAGAUGCUGCAGAACGUGACUCCCCACAAGCUUCCUGGGGAAGGGAAUGCAGGGUUACUGGGGUUGGGCCCAGAGGCAGCAGCACCAGGGAAAAGGAUUCGAAAGCCUUCUCUGUUGUAUGAGGGAUUUGAGAGCCCUACAAUGGCUUCUGUACCAGCAUUGCAACUGACCCCUGCCAACCCACCACCCCCUGAGGUAUCCAACCCCAAAAAGCCGGGAAGGGUAACUAACCAGCUGCAGUACCUGCACAAGGUGGUGAUGAAGGCUCUAUGGAAACACCAGUUUGCAUGGCCAUUCCGACAGCCUGUGGAUGCUGUAAAACUGGGUCUACCGGAUUAUCACAAAAUUAUAAAGCAGCCUAUGGACAUGGGUACUAUCAAGAGGAGACUUGAAAACAAUUAUUACUGGGCUGCCUCAGAAUGUAUGCAGGACUUUAAUACCAUGUUCACCAACUGUUACAUUUACAACAAGCCUACCGAUGAUAUUGUCCUAAUGGCACAAACACUGGAAAAGAUCUUCUUACAGAAAGUGGCAUCAAUGCCACAAGAGGAACAAGAGCUUGUGGUGACCAUCCCUAAGAACAGCCAUAAGAAGGGGGCCAAGCUGGCAGCACUCCAGGGCAGUAUUACCAGUGCCCAUCAGGUGCCUGCUGUCUCUUCUGUGUCACACACGGCCCUGUAUACACCACCCCCUGAGAUACCUACAACUGUCCUCAACAUUCCCCACCCAUCUGUCAUCUCUUCUCCACUUCUAAAGUCCCUGCAUUCUGCUGGACCCCCGCUCCUUGCUGUCUCUACAGGUCCCCCAGCUCAGCCCCUUGCCAAGAAAAAAGGUGUUAAACGGAAAGCAGAUACUACCACCCCUACACCUACAGCCAUCCUGGCUCCUGGAUCCCCAGCCAGCCCCCCUGGUGGCCUUGAGCCAAAAGCAGCACGGCUUCCCCCUAUGCGCAGAGAGAGUGGCCGCCCCAUCAAGCCCCCACGAAAAGACUUGCCUGACUCUCAGCAACAGCACCAGAGCUCCAAGAAAGGAAAGCUCUCAGAACAGUUAAAACAUUGCAAUGGCAUUUUGAAGGAAUUGCUCUCAAAGAAGCAUGCUGCCUAUGCCUGGCCUUUCUAUAAACCAGUGGAUGCUUCUGCUCUUGGCCUGCAUGAUUACCAUGACAUCAUUAAGCACCCCAUGGACCUCAGCACUGUCAAGCGGAAGAUGGAGAACCGUGACUACCGGGACGCACAGGAGUUUGCUGCUGACGUGCGGCUCAUGUUCUCCAACUGCUAUAAGUACAAUCCCCCCGAUCAUGAUGUCGUAGCCAUGGCACGAAAGUUACAGGAUGUAUUUGAGUUCCGCUAUGCCAAGAUGCCAGAUGAGCCACUGGAACUAGGGCCUUUACCAGUCUCGACUGCUUUGGUCCCAGGACUGGCCAAGUCAUCUUCAGAAUCUUCUAGUGAAGAAAGCAGCAGUGAGAGUUCCUCUGAGGAAGAGGAAGAAGAGGAGGAUGAUGAUGAAGAGGAAGAAGAAGAGAGUGAAAGCUCAGACUCUGAGGAGGAAAGGGCUCAUCGCUUGGCAGAACUACAGGAACAGCUUAGGGCAGUACAUGAACAACUGGCUGCCCUGUCCCAAGGCCCAAUCUCUAAGCCCAAGCGGAAAAGAGAGAAAAAAGAGAAGAAGAAGAAACGGAAGGCAGAGAAGCAUCGGGGCCGGGCAGGGUUAGAUGAUGACGACAAGGGGUCUCGGGCACCCCGCCCACCUCAGCCCAAGAAGUCCAAGAAAGCAAGUGGGGGUGGCAGUGCUGCUGCCCUAGGUCUUCCUGGCUUUGGACCUUCUGGAGGAAGUAGCAGCAAGCUACCCAAAAAGGCCACAAAGACAGCCCCACCUAUGCUGCCUGCUGGUUACGAUUCAGAGGAGGAGGAAGAGAGCAGACCCAUGAGUUACGACGAGAAGAGGCAGCUGAGCCUGGAUAUCAAUAAAUUACCUGGGGAGAAGCUGGGUCGAGUUGUACAUAUCAUCCAAGCCAGAGAGCCCUCUUUACGUGACUCAAACCCAGAAGAAAUUGAGAUUGAUUUUGAAACGCUCAAGCCGUCCACACUUAGAGAGCUUGAGCGCUAUGUCCUGUCCUGCCUGCGGAAGAAGCCCCGGAAGCCCUACACUAUUAAGAAACCUGUGGGAAAGACAAAGGAGGAGCUAGCUUUGGAGAAGAAGCGGGAACUAGAAAAGCGGUUACAGGAUGUCAGCGGACAGCUUAAUUCCACCAAAAAACCUCCCAAGAAAGCGAGUGAGAAAACAGAGUCGUCCUCAGCGCAGCAGGUAGCAGUGUCACGUCUCAGUGCUUCCAGCUCCAGCUCGGAUUCCAGUUCCUCGUCUUCAUCAUCAUCAUCUUCGGACACCAGUGAUUCAGACUCAGGCUAAGGGGCCAGGCCACAUGGGGCAGGAAGGCUCCGCAGGACCGGACCCCCUAUACUACCCUGCCCCACCAUUUUCCCUCUUGCUGUGACACUGUUCAUCUCACCCCCCUCCAUAGAGAGCUGGCUCUGCAGGGGGAGGGAUGCAGGGACAUUACUGAAGGAGGGACAUGGACAACUUAAGAUUCCCUGCCUUAUUGGGAAUGGCCUGUUCAGGAUGAUGUACAGGUGGGGCAAGGGUGUGGGGUGGGAGUGGGCAAAGGCCUGGCACAAGGUUACCUGAGGCUAUAGCUGCCCUGUUCACUUCUAAGGGCCCUGUUUUGAGGUUGUUUGUUCUAAUUUAUUUAAGCUAGAAGGCUGUAGGGAUGUGGUGCCGCAGUCCCCUCAGCCUCCAUGGGGAGGGAAGAAAGGGGAGCUCUUUUUUUACGUUGACUUUUUUUUUCUACUCUUUUCCCUUUUUUCUUCUGCUCCAUUUGGGGCCUUGGGGUUUCAGUCAUCUCCCCAUUUGGUCCCCUGGACUGUCUUGUCUUUGUCUCUUGAUCCUAACUUGUAAAUAAAGAAAAUGUUAUUCAA
Jaculus jaculus (lesser Egyptian jerboa) is the source of this 4297-nucleotide messenger RNA. It is a transcript of the gene Brd2, whose product is annotated as bromodomain containing 2. Gene Ontology annotation, biological process: chromatin remodeling; regulation of DNA-templated transcription. Gene Ontology annotation, cellular component: nucleus; chromatin. NCBI's taxonomy places the organism in Eukaryota, Metazoa, Chordata, Mammalia, Rodentia, Dipodidae. The transcript is spliced from 13 exons. The record is from RefSeq and is a predicted model, not a curated record. The coding region runs from base 1329 to 3731 and encodes 800 amino acids.